AUGUCGUUGCAACCCCAAGAUAUGAAUGCUCUGCUGCACGCCAUGCGCACACAGAUUGCAGCAUUAACCUCGCAACUCGCCGAGAUACAGGCAAACCCCCCUGUAGCAACCCCCUCGGUAGAGAAGAAGUUCAACAAAAAGGUCAAAGUCAUCGCUGACCCCGGCGCCUUUGAGGAAGACAGAGCGCAAUUCGCCAAAUGGUGGAUUAAACUCCAAAUUUGGGUCAAAGCAAACUGGGAUGCAUUUGCCGACAAUUUUGAGGUAGCCACUGCAGUACUAUCUCGCCUAAAAGGACCUGUGGCGGGUCGAUACGCCCAAGUACAAUUGCAGGAGUGCUACACUGCGGGAGUGUGGUCCACCUGGGACGAUCUCAAAAUAGAGAUCGAAAAAUAUUUCAAAUUGCAAGCUGAGCAUGACUGGGCGCAUCAGCAAAUCCGUUUCUUCAAACAAGGAAACAUGAGGACAGAUGAUUUUGUAACCCGGUUCCUGGCCCUCUCAAUCCAAGGGGGUCUUGGCAAUGAACAUGCAGUAGAACUGCUAGAACGCAAUGUGAACCCUCGCAUUGCAGAGCAGAUCUAUCUGCAAGAUACACGAAGCAACAACUUGGCCCUGGCGGCUGAAGAAGUACGACGAGUCGGUGGAGCCAUAGAGCUCUACACCAUGCACCAAGGUGGCGGGUCCACCAAACAAAAUAACACAUCCCAGAGGCGCCCUGGGUCAUCAAACCAAAAUCAUAAUCACUCUCACGGGUUCAAGCUGUUCGGGCUCCAAGAAGGACACAUGUCCCAAGAUUGCAGAAAUGGGGCGCAGGCCGCCCAACAAAAAAAUAACCAAGGGCACCAGGCGCGCCAACUAGAAUCCGAGAAGCCGGACGAUCGGCUCAACUCUUUGGCCGGUCGUUCGUACGACAAAAUCCGGGCCUUCUUCUAUGACCAACAGGUCAAUGAAAUGAAGGCUCAGGGAAAAGAAUUCGGGGCUUAG
Messenger RNA from Serpula lacrymans var. lacrymans S7.9, 981 nucleotides. RefSeq lists its product as uncharacterized. Bases 1 to 981 code for a protein of 326 amino acids. NCBI's taxonomy places the organism in Eukaryota, Fungi, Basidiomycota, Agaricomycetes, Boletales, Serpulaceae. The transcript is spliced from 2 exons. The record is from RefSeq and is a predicted model, not a curated record.